AUGACAUCAACAACUGUAACUAAACGACACAAAGAAAAGAACAGUGUAAAAGCCGCUCCACAAGAAAAUUCAAAGGGUAAAGAUGAAACUACAGACAAGAAAGACAAAGAAAACCAGGCAAAAGAUUUUAAAUAUGGACCUUUACCUAGAUUCCCUGCACAAAGGGUGUGGAGCAGAGGUGUGAUGAUCAUAGGUGUUCUUGUUUAUCUUUGGUAUUUCUCAAAAAGUACCAAUGAAACAAUUCUAGCAAAACAAAAUACCGUCUACAAUAGACGAUCACAAGUCGUGGAGUGUGGCCCUGAAUUUGUAGAAGAUAUAAAACAAUAUAAAUCCUGCAUUCCAGAAAAGUGUGGAAGGUUUGUGAGUGACAAAAUCGUUACUGAACAGGAGGCAGACAUUUUGUUGAGAUUAGCUGUUAGAAUAAUGGCACAAGGUGGAUCUUCAGGUGGAGCAUCCAUAAUUGAUUUACAUACAGGAGCACUAUCCUACAAAGACAGGUUUAUAAAUAUCUAUGAACAAAGUGGCAGCAAAAAUAUUUUAACAGAAUCUGAAAGGACAAUUUACCAUUUAGUAAGAAGCAAAAUUCAAGAAGCCAUCGCUCAGAAUUUUGGUAUUCAAGCUGAUAGUUUAUAUUUAACCUAUCCAACAUUUUUCUCUAGACUUACCAACGUUGACCCAAAAACUAGACAUGACGAGUACUGGCAUGAACAUAUUGAUAAGAGAACUUACGAAUCAUUCCAUUAUACAUCACUACUCUAUUUAAACGAUUAUGGAAAAGACUUUAAAGGAGGUAGAUUUAUUUUUCAGGACAACAUUGCAAAACCUACUAAAAACGUAACGGUUGAACCGCGUAAGGGUAGGGUAUCUAUGUUUACUUCGGGCUCAGAAAAUCCACACUUUGUCGAGAGAGUAGAAGAAGGUAUGAGAUUUGCAAUCACUGUUUCGUUUACCUGCGAUAAGACAAAGGCUAUUUCCGAUCCAGGUGUUUAA
This is a messenger RNA of Diabrotica balteata, 990 nucleotides long. The record is from the annotation of a GenBank genome assembly. Lineage: Eukaryota; Metazoa; Arthropoda; Insecta; Coleoptera; Chrysomelidae.